AUGAGUCAAACAAUUCAAAUUUUGACUGAUGAAAUGAGAAGGCAAUUGAAACUUAAUAAAGAGAAGCGAAAACCUUUAACUGUGACCUGUCAAUAUGAUUUAGUAGGAAAUGCUUAUUUAACAGAAGAAGGAGCUGAAAGAGAUUUAUGGAGCUAUUUGGUUACUGAACCUGUAGAGAAGGAAGAAGUUGAAGAAAUUAGAGAUGUCUUUGAUUAUUAUUAUGGGGAAGAUUUAAAGAAAAGAAAUACCUAUCAAAUUGGGAACCUUAAUACAGUUCAAGACAGUCAACUUUAG
Messenger RNA from Dentiscutata erythropus, 294 nucleotides. NCBI's taxonomy places the organism in Eukaryota, Fungi, Glomeromycota, Glomeromycetes, Diversisporales, Gigasporaceae. The record is from the annotation of a GenBank genome assembly.